ACCUGACAGGUGUUGUCUAUGAUCAUGACUGCUGCCAAAAGUAUAUAGAUAGAGCUUGGCCCGGGGCCAGUUUCAUUUGCAGUGUGAACAUGGAAGCACCUCGCCAAGUACAACAGCAACUUCCUGCUCGAGGAAGAGGAGGAAGAAGAAGAGGAAGAGGAGGAGUGAGAAUGCGUGGAGGAAUGGGGGAAGAGGCCAAGGAGCACGGAGGCACCAUGAUGUCCCAGAUGAAAUCCGGGCCACCCUUAUUGACCACGUUAUAAACCAUAGCCUCACAAUGGCAGAGGCAGGUCGCCGAGUGCAGCCUAAUGUGGCUCGGUCUACAGUCUCCUCCAUCAUCCAAACCUCUCGCAGGGAAAACAGGAUUGGACGACAGCCUCAAGUGGGUGGCAGAAGAAAACUUCUAAAUGAACAACAAGAACGAGAAAUAUGCAACAUGGUCAUUGCAAAUAAUGCCAUCACACUGAGACAGAGUCGUAAUGCAAUCCUGCUAGACAAUGUAAUGUUCCAAAAUACGAACUCUAUCAGCAUCUCCACAAUAGACCGGGUAUUGAAGAAACAUCUGAUGACCAUGAAACAGAUUUACAGGGUACCAUUUGAGAGAAACUCAGAGUGAAAGGGCUGCGGUACCAGUAUAUGCAUGUAAGUCACCUACUGGUUGUCUAUCAUUGUAACACUAUUACAAUAAGACAUGGUUACCACUGUUUUCUUGUUUUGCGGUAUCCUUUUCACCUUCAGAAUGCAGCUUUGGGUGACUAGAGCAUUUUGCCUAGAAAUUGUCGUCAGUUUCCCGCUCCCUGUUUGUACAGUAAUUCAGAUCCUCCCUGCAGUAUCUGUCUCUACUUGAAUGAUUAGAUUUAUUUCUAUUCUAUUGUAGAGAAUAAUGGCAUUAGAAGCCAACGACACCCCUCACAUCCUAGUGUUCGUUGAUGAAGCUGGCUUCAACCUGGCCAAAGGUCGAAGGCGUGGCCGUAACAUCAUUGGCCACCGAGCCACUGUGGAUGUCCCAGGCCAGCGAGGGGCAAAUAUAACAAUGUGUGCCGCUAUAUCAGAAAGAGGUGUGGCCACACACAUUCCCAGUUUAGGGCCCUACAAUACACAAAAGCUCCUCAAUUUUUUGGACCACCUUUAUACUGAUCUGAUCCCAGAAAAUGAGAGAGGUGUAGAAGGACCUCAGCUACCACAUUAUGUCAUUGUGUGGGAUAAUGUGAACUUCCACCGCGGCCCACGCAUCAGAACCUGGUUCACCACCCAUCCCCGGAUGCUAAUGGAGUUUCUUCCACCUUACUCUCAUUUCCUAAAUCCAAUUGAGGAGUUUUUUUCAGCUUGGAGGUGGAGGGUGUAUGAGCAUCAGGCUCAAGACCAGAGGGCCCUGCUGCAUGCAAUGGAUGCUGCAUGUGAGGACAUCACAGGGGACCAAUGUAGGGGAUGGUUGAGACAUUCACGCCGUUUCUUCCCUCGCUGCAUCGCACGAGAAAAUAUCUGUUGCGAUGUGGAUGAGAAUUUAUGGCCUGACAGAGAGCAGCGCGUCGAUGGCCAGGAGGAUGAGGAUGGUGGCCAGGAAAGAGAGGGUGACAAUGGCUACCACUGAAAAUAUUACUGUACUAUAGUUCUGAAACCUUAUUUACAGUAUGGUAGGCUAGAGUUGUUUUUGUUUUUUGUUUUGUUUGUGUUUAUAACUGUUCACAUUUACAGAAUCCUGCAUAUGUUUUCUUUUC
Nothobranchius furzeri (turquoise killifish) is the source of this 1718-nucleotide messenger RNA. The record is from RefSeq and is a predicted model, not a curated record. NCBI's taxonomy places the organism in Eukaryota, Metazoa, Chordata, Actinopteri, Cyprinodontiformes, Nothobranchiidae.